Messenger RNA from Spodoptera litura, 855 nucleotides. RefSeq lists its product as uncharacterized. The record is from RefSeq and is a predicted model, not a curated record. Lineage: Eukaryota; Metazoa; Arthropoda; Insecta; Lepidoptera; Noctuidae. Gene Ontology annotation, cellular component: extracellular matrix.
GGCCAGUGCGUUACAUUCUAUAUUCAAAUUUGCGCGGCAAUUCCAUUUGUUUUAUUUGACGUAAAUUGAAAAUUAUUUGUGAUUUUUUGUGUGAUUUCUUUUCUAUUUGGAUUUAAGGCUUUUCAAGAUGGUGUAUUGUAAGGUGUUCCUAGUGACUCUGCUAGCUGCAGUAGCCACCAGCGAGCCCCCAGUCUCCGGUUACAACUACCAGCAACCAGCCAGGCACAACAGCUACAAUUCUCCUACCAACAGUUAUUUGCCACCUACCACUGGAUUCACAGCACCUAGCAACAACUACCUGCCUCCGACCUUCGGUUCUGGUGCCCAGAACUAUGACCACGGGCAUGGACAUCACGGACACGAUCAUGGACAUGGUCAUGGCCACGAUAGUGAAGUUCCCAAAUCUUAUGAGUUCGGUUACUCAGUGAAGGAUGCGCAGUCAGGCAAUGACUACGAUCGUAAAGAGAGCUCCGAUGGUAACGUGGUGCGUGGGGAGUAUCGAGUACAUCUGCCUGAUGGAAGGACGCAGAUUGUGACAUACCACGCUGACUGGCAGACAGGUUUCCACGCUGAUGUGAGGUACGAGGGUCAAGCCAAGUACCCUGAGCCUACUUAUAACAACAAGCAAGGAGGAUACAACUACAAUGCGCCAGCGCCAAGCGAUUUCAGCGGUUCGUUAACCGGUUUCCAUGGCAACCAGGGUUACAAACCGACAACCGCUUACGGACCACCCGGUUACCAUUGACUUAACUAUAACCGUUAACCAACUGCAGCUGUAGCUAAUUGCCAUUUAGCGCUUGUCUACUUGUACAACAGAAAACCAAAUUAUAUGGAAUUGACGUAAAUUUUGACAAA